Iphiclides podalirius (scarce swallowtail) is the source of this 639-nucleotide messenger RNA. The record is from the annotation of a GenBank genome assembly. NCBI's taxonomy places the organism in Eukaryota, Metazoa, Arthropoda, Insecta, Lepidoptera, Papilionidae.
AUGAAACUGUUCCUGUUGGCUCUUAUAGUCGCGGUAACCACCGCAGCACCACUUCCUCCAAAUGAACAGAAUGCAGACCCAGUUGAGUUAAUUGUUAAUGGCGUGCCAGAUGGAGAGCCGUUGGAAAUCGGUGACAUUGUCGAUAUUAAACUAAAACACCACGUCGAUGGUCAAAUUGCUUCUGUCUCUGAUCUUCUUUAUCCAUUAACGGCGCAAGGUAUAGCCGAUUCGGUCGCUGCGGAGGAAAGUAGUCCAGGAGCACCCGAUGCGUCGAUCCCAAUACCUGCCGAACCUUUGCCUGAGUUGGAACCUGUGAUCUUACCCGAACCAGUGCUGCCAGGAGUAGUGCCCGAGUCCGUUGAAUUGCCCGCACCUGUUUUACCAGUAGUCGUACCAGAGCAGCCCGUAAUCGAACCAGAAAUUGUCGAAGAACCAAUUGUUGAACCAACGCCAAUUGAAGAGAAACCGGAAGUCAUUGAAGCACCGCAGAUUCCAAAUGGCGAAAUUUUCAAUGACGGUAAUGUUCAAGUCUCUCUAAAUGUUUCCAACGAGUCCGGAAUAAUUCCAACAAUUCAAAGUUGGCUCCAAAUACUUUUGAAUUACUUCCAUAAUGGUGUGCAAACCACCCAACAGAUAGUU